AAUACAAAGGCUUUUACGUUAUGUACAUUCUCUUAAUAGUUAUGCUGAAGAAAGUUGUACCCCUUUUUCCACCAUGAUGUUUGGUUCAAAUCCAUAAUUAAAGGCAAUACAAGCUUUGCCUUUAUUAACAAAAAAAAUUCACAACAGUUCCAUGUAACAGGCUACUAUGGUAUUGAGAAGAGUUUUGUUAACUAUAAGCAUGUGUCUUCAGUACAGGUUUCAAUACAAGUGCCUUACCACUGUUCCACUGGUUGCAGCGGUAGCCUAGACCAGCUGCUUGCAUUUUAACCACUCUGUUUAAAGCAAGUGUAAAUGACAGACUGAUUAAAACACUGACAACUGUCUGGUGCCUCGUCUAAACUAGAGCUUCCACUGUUGACAUCAUGAGUGCAGGUGCGCAGUCUGAAAUUUGUAAAAACACAAAAUCUAAGCCGCAACACUGAUCAGAUUGUAAAACACUGUUUUACAAGAGAAAGGAAAAUUGUAAUCUGAAAGUUGCUGAAUGUUUAGCUUGGAGAUUGGCAGCAAAAUUCCAGUUGCUUUACAAAUGCCAUGCUUCAAGGUCCUAGACAUAUCAGAAACUGAUAACCGAUCAACUGAUCCUUUUUUGGGCAAGUUUCAGAUGAACUCUAGGCAGGUUGCUUUGCAGAAGCUCUGAUUUUCCUGACAUCAUCAGUGAAUGGACUUUAAAAUUAGAUUUCAAAAGUCUACUGGACACGUUCUAGGCUGGUCUAAAGAGCAGGACACAUUUCCAAGAGUGAACAAAGCAGCUAGACAGAUCCAAUCUGCCUAUACUUCAAGGGGUAUUAUAUUUAAAUGAGCAAAUUCUGCUCAGCGCAAGUCUUCUCUUAGAAUGGCAGAGGCAGCAAUCCAAUUUCUCCGUGUCUGCGUGCAACUGCUUGCCCUGCCCAUAUACCUGCUGUCGUUCCUGGGCAUAUGGAAACCUUUUGGUAGUAAGGUAUUCUUUCCCUUUUUCAUGGAGAGGUUCUCUGAAUAUUACAACCAGAAAACAUCAGUGCAGAAAUGGGAGCUGUUUCACAACCUGCAGGAGUUCACAGGCUCUUUGGAAGCACUGAGGCUGUUGGAAAUUGGAACCGGCACUGGCACCAACUUCCAAUUCUAUCCACCUGGCUGUAGAAUUACCUGUUCAGACACAAACAGCAACUUCCAGAGUGGUCUUUCCAAGAGCAUGAACCAAAACCAGCACCUGCAGUUUGAGGACUUCCUGGUGGCUCCAGCGGAGAACUUGAACCAGGUGGCUGAUGGCUCCAUGGAUGUAGUGGUCUGCACCUUGGUCCUGUGCUCUGUGCAGAAUGUAGAGGAUGUCUUGAAAGAAGUUAAGAGAGUGCUCAGACCAGGUGGUGCUUUCUACUUCUUAGAGCACGUGGCUGCAGAUCAUUCAAGCUGGAGCUAUUUUUGGCAGCAAGUCCUCUAUCCAGCCUGGAACCUUGUGUUUAACGGAUGCUGCCUGACGAGAGAGCCGUGGAAAGAGAUAGAAAAGGCCAAGUUUUCAGAAGUAAAGUUACAGCACAUAAGUGUGCCCUUAUGGUGGGCUCCUCUUGAGGCUCAUGUAAUCGGAUAUGCUGUGAAAUAAUUCUCUGUAUGGUUUAAAAUUUGAAUUGGUUGGCUUCUGUGGAAAGCAUAUAAUUAAUCUGGCAAUCAGGA
Molecule: messenger RNA, 1665 nt
Organism: Gavialis gangeticus (Gharial)
Lineage: Eukaryota; Metazoa; Chordata; Crocodylia; Gavialidae
Product: methyltransferase-like protein 7A
Exons: 2
Coding region: 854-1594 (246 amino acids)
Molecular function (GO): S-adenosylmethionine-dependent methyltransferase activity
Source: RefSeq, a predicted model, not a curated record